This is a messenger RNA of Hyaloscypha bicolor E, 3000 nucleotides long. RefSeq names its product FabD/lysophospholipase-like protein. The transcript is spliced from 8 exons. Gene Ontology annotation, biological process: arachidonate metabolic process. The record is from RefSeq and is a predicted model, not a curated record. Bases 299 to 2860 code for a protein of 853 amino acids. Gene Ontology annotation, cellular component: membrane. NCBI's taxonomy places the organism in Eukaryota, Fungi, Ascomycota, Leotiomycetes, Helotiales, Hyaloscyphaceae.
AGGCUCAUUCCAAAGUAGGGUGUCAUCCAGGACGUUGUCUGGUUUGUCCACCCUCGGUGAGUGGACUGGGUUUAGCGCAUUUGUUUCCGUAAGGCGCUCGAUUCGGAAGGCUGUGCGGCUCAAGACUUUCUUCGAGGCACAACCCGGGGCCAGCCUUAAUUAACACUGACGCUGCUGUUGCAGCCCUUGCAGUUAUAUGAGCAUCUCCACUCAACGUUUCCAACAUUGAGCAAAGAUCAAGGCAUCCUCCAAACGUCACUUUAAUUUGAUUCAGGUCUAUCAAUCGAUCAUCGAAAAUAUGGCUUUGAAGAAGCUAUUGUCUAUUGAUGGAGGCGGAGUUCGUGGUUUGGCUGCAAUUGUCGUACUUGAGAUGAUUAUGGGUGCCGCGAACGAGGGACGACGCAAGAAUAAUCUACCCCCACAAGAACCAUGGGAAAUGUUUGAUAUGAUUGGGGGGACGAGUACAGGCGGUCUGAUUGCAAUUAUGCUUGGGCGACUUCACAUGUCGCUUCAGGAGUGCAAGGAGGCGUACAUGACGCUGUCCAUGAAAGCCUUUUCGGAAAGGCACAUUUUAGCUCGAGCCGCUGGAUUCGCCGGACUAGGACCCAAGUUCGAAACAAAACCCCUUGAGGAGGCAAUCAUGGAGGUCCUUAACAAGGCUCGAGAGCACCUUGGAGUUAGUCCAGCCGACGCAUUGCUGAAAGAGGAUGAUGCUGCUUGCAAAGUUUUUGUUGUCUCUCACCUCCAAAAUAUCAGCGAUCAAACUGCCAUCUUACGUUCGUACGAUAAUUUUGAGAAACCGCCACAGUCAAUAAAUACCAUGAAAAUCUGGCAGGCCUGCCGGGCUACAUCCGCGGCGACAACAUUCUACGAACCUCUCAUUAUCGACGGAACAAGAUAUUCUGAUGGCGGCCUUCUAUACAACAACCCUGUAUCACAUGUGCAUGCAGAAGGCAGUGAGAUGUUUAGGGACGAUGAAACUCUCCUCAUUAGUCUUGGCACAGGGAUUGCCUCUGACAAAGAGUACAAUCCCCAUCUCUUUACAAUCACAAAUCAGCUAGUUGGCCUUGCCACUCGAACGCAAGGGGAGGCCGAUACAUUUAUCAGAAGAGAAGGGGGAAAGGCCGCACGAGCGAAGCGCUACUUCCGAUUUGAUAUCCCUGGCAUUGGCGAUAUUGGUUUGGAGGAAGCAGACAAACUUCUUCAAAUCAAGCUGGCGAGCGAGAAGUUUUUGAACAACCCAGAAGUUGGAAUGAAAGUAACAAGUUGUUCGGAACAACUUGCUCGAGGACUGGACCUUGGUACCCCUUCUAAUAGCGAAAUCUGUCAAAGCCUUGGGCCCUACGCGGCCAACCCGCGUCAAGAUACAAUCCCUCUGGCCCAUCCCAACUCUUUUCAGUGGAUCUGGGACGAUGCCAAGCACAACUUUGUUCCCUGGCUCAAAUCUGGCUCUGGCAUAUUCUGGAUUUUUGGGAAGCCAGCCUCAGGCAAAUCAACACUCAUGAAAUUCCUCCUCAGGCAUAAUAGCACUAACGAACAUCUAAAUUCCCAAGGAGGACAAUAUUCAAUGUGCCAGUACUUCUUUCACGAAUUGAGCGAGCUUGAUACGCGACAAGAGAGCUCAAUCGCUGGACUUCUACAUGGGAUUCUUUUUCAGUUAUUGCAGUUAUUCCCUGAACUCAUUCGAACAAUACGGCCAAUGUAUAGAAAGAAAGUCCAUCCACACAAAGCCCCUGGAAGCCUUACAUCGAUUUGGACUAUUGAAAACUUGAAGGAAGCACUCAUGAGUUUGGCGACGCAGAGUUCUGUCUCUCAAAAAGUGUGUUUAUUUAUUGAUGGGUUUGAUGAAUGUCAAGGAGAACGUGGCAAUUACCUUGAUUUCUUGAAAUCUUGGCUUCAGAAAAUGAUAGGAAACGGCCUUUCGGUCAAGAUAUGUCUGUCCAGUAGGGACAUACCGGCGAUGAGGGAGCGUCUCGACACCCACCAGAGCUUGGAACUUCACCUCUUCACCAGAAAGGACAUCACCAACUUUGUCAGCCAAGAAUUAUUGAAGACAAAGAGCAAAUCGAUAUCACUCGACAGCCAUGGCCAUGAACUCAUCACUAGGAAUCUUAUUAAAAGCGUUGUUGACAAGGCACAAGGCGUCUUUGUGUGGGUCAAGCUGGUGGUCGCGGAUCUUGUAUCUGGCCUGGAGGCUGCAGAAGAUGAGGAAGAUCUCGAAGUUCGUUUACAAAGCCUCCCACCGGAACUGGAAGAUCUUUACGCCCACAUCAUUAGUCGAAUUCCCUGCAGAGACCUUCACACGGCCUUCAAAUACUUUCAGCUCCUCCUUCGAGCACCUGGAAAAACGUGCACACUGACGCUUCUUCAGUUUUUAAUGGCAGCCCAGAACCCAAAGAAGUGUCUUCAAAAUCUUGAUGAGCCUGGUUUAAUCGAAACUUCUCCAGAAGAGAUUUUGGAAAAGCUCGCCUCUUUGAAAGAUCAUCUUCGAGAUCGUUGCGGGAACUUGAUCCAAGUCCAAACCAGAAGAAAUGCUCCACGCCGAUGGGAACCGACCAGGCGAGAGAACGUGACAUUCAUACACCUUUCAUUCAAAGAGUACAUCAGUAGAGACUCGGUGCAGCAAGGAAUCAAAGAUAGAAUUCAACCUUGGGGGAUGCCACUUGUUCCUACAGCAGACUUAUUGCUUAUGGCAUCCUGUCUACUACUCUUGAAGACCCAGAAAUCACGAAAAAGGUGUCCCUCGAAGCCCCAAGAGCGAAAUUUUAGGACGACUCCAGACUCCUACUCUCGAUGGCGAGGUCGAGAACGAGGACGACGAAGAAGAAUACACAGAAGAGAUCUGCAGGAGGGCACCUGACAACUUGAUCGCCAAAUUCUUCAACUACGCAGAGAAUCUAGAACAAUUCUUCAAGAAUGCGGAAACAUGUACAUGCUACAUCGAUGAACUCGAUCGCUUCUUGACGAAAGCAGACCAACGAUGGGCAUCCAAAUUUUACA